GGUGCCUAGCAACGUCAGGGCCCGGGCCGCGAGGUAGUUGGCAGAGGCCUCGGGGUCCUCCUGGAAGGGGCCUCAUGACAGAUUCGGACGAGGAUGCCCUGAAGGUUGACCAGGGCCCCUCACAGGACAUCCCAAAGCCAUGGGUGAUUCCAGCCCCCAAAGGGAUCCUGCAGCACAUCUUUGGAACCAGCCAGGUGUUCCAAAGCAUCUGUGAUGUAAAGCCAAAGGUCACGGGGUUAACAGUGCCCCUCAAAGUCAGGGAGUACUACUCCAGAGGCCAGCAGUGCUUGGAGCAGGCAGACUGGGAGACAGCUGUGCUGUUCUUCUCCCGCGCGCUUCACCUGGACCCACAGCUGGUGGACUUCUACGCCUUGCGGGCGGAGGCCUACCUCCAGCUCUGUGACUUCUCCUCGGCUGCCCAGAACCUGCGAAGGGCCUACUCCUUACAGCAGGACAACCGCAAGCACCUGGAGCGCCUCACCUUUGUGCUCUACCUACAGGGGCAAUGCCUUUUUGAGCAGUGUGCCUUCCUGGAUGCCCUGAAUGUCUUCUCACAUGCUGCCGAGCUCCAGCCUGAGAAAGCGUGCUUCCGUUACCGAUGCAUGGCCUGUCUCCUGGCCCUCAAGCAGCAUCCGGCCUGCCUCUCACUCAUCACCGAGGAGCUGAAGCAGGACACCACCAACGCCGACGCCUACAUUCUCCGGGGCAGACUCUACAACUUUCUCCAGAAGCCCCAUCUCUGCUACCGGGAUCUGCACGGCGCCUUGCUGUUGAAUCCCAAGCAUCCGCAGGCCAGGAUGCUGCUCCAGAAGAUGGUGGCCCAGGCCCAGCAGGCGCGCCAAGACGCGGGGAUCCUGGCCGUGCAGGGCAGGCUGCAGCACGCACUGCAGCGCAUCAACUGUGCCAUUGAGAACAACCCUCUGGACCCCAGUCUCUUCCUCUUCCGGGGCACCAUGUACCGACGGCUUCAGGAGUUUGAUGGGGCAGUGGAGGACUUCCUGAAGGUGCUGGACAUGGUGACCGAGGACCAGGAGGACAUGAUGCGGCAGGCGCAGCGCCAGCUGUUGCUUACCUACAACGACUUUGCUGUGCACUGCUACAGGCAGGGCGCCUACCAGGAGGGCGUGCUGCUGCUGAACAAGGCCCUCCGGGACGAGCAGCAGGAGAAAGGGCUCUACAUCAACCGAGGCGGUGCGCAGCGACCGGGGCGUUGGGGAGGGGAUGCGGGGAGCCUAGCCAUCUUUAAGGCCCCCACUGGGCACUUGAGGCCCUGCGGGGGAAGGAGGAAGGGAGAGAGGAAGGAAGCGAGGGAAGAGGAAAUGCGGCUGGGGAACAGUGCCCAGACGCCCAGAAAACUAGAGGGGACGGGGACCGUGACCGCCGAUGGGGAUGGCCGAGCUCAUGGCAGCUCGGAAUCCACUGUGUCCUGCAGGCAGUUCCAGAAGGCAGAGGACCACUUCUCCACGGCCAUCCGGCACAACCCCCAGAAGGCCCAGUACUACCUGUACCGGGCCAAGAGCCGGCAGCUGCUGCAGAACAUUUUUGGGGCACGCCAGGAUGUGGCCACUGUCCUGCUCCUCAACCCCAAGCAACCAAAGCUGUCCCUGCUGAUGACCAACCUCUUCCCGGGCAUGUCUGUGGAGGAGGUGCUUAGCACCCAGAUAGCCCACCUGGCCAGGCUGCAGCUGGAACGGAUGGUGGAGGGCAGCCUGCAGGCUGGAGGCCCACAAGGCAUUGUGGGGAUGCUUAAGCAGUGGGAGUUGGAGCGCCAGAAGGCCUUGGCCCUGCAGCGCUCAUGGAAGCAGGAGGAGCCUUUGAUUGAGACCUCCGAGAAGCUGCAGGCCACCCCUGAGAUUCCGCAGGUAGAACCGGGAAGCUCAGAGGGACAGGCUGAGGCCCCCAAGGAGGAGGAAGAGAAGGAGGAGGAGGAAGAGAAAGAGGAAGAGGAAGAGAAGGAGAAGGAGAAAAAAGAGGAGAGGAAACCAAAGCUCACACCUAGCAAGGUGGCGUCCCUGUCUGAGAGCUACCUCGACCAGACCUCUUUAGCCUCCAGCAUGAGCUUCAGGACCACAUGCACCUCAGAGACUGAGACGUCGGCUAUCUGCCAGGAAUACAGGAGCACCUCAGCCACCGCCAUGACAUUCUCUGACUCAUCACUGCUGAAGACGCAAUCCUCAGACUCUGGGAGCCACAGGGAGGCAUUGAGCCAUGGUCCCAGAAACAUCAAGGACAUCCAGGGCCAGAGGCAGAGCCUUAGCAAGACCCAGGCCACCCAGGGCCAGAGGCAGAGCCUUAGCAAGACCCAGGCCACCCACAGCCAGAGGCAGAGCCUUAGCAAGACCCAGGCCACCCACAGCCAGAGGCAGAACUCCAGCAAGACCGAGGCCACCCACAGCCAGAGGCAGAACUCCAGCAAGACCGAGGCCACCCACAGCCAGAGGCAGAGCCUUAGCAAGACCCAGGCCACCCACAGCCAGAGGCAGAGCCUUAGCAAGACCCAGGCCACCCACAGCCAGAGGCAGAACUUCAGCAAGACCCAGGCCACCGUACACAGGAGGAACUCCAGCAAGACCCAGGCCACCCACAGCCAGAGGAGGAACUCCAGCAAGACCGAGGCCACCCAGGGCCAGAGGCAGAGCUCCAGCGAGACCGAGACCACCCAGGGCCCAAGGCAGGAGCCCAGCAAGACCGAGACCACCCGGAGCCCAAGGCAGAGGCCCCGAAAGGUCAAGGCUGCUCGUGGCCGGAGCUGGAGACCCAGCAAGCUUGAUGCCACCCAGGGCCGAAGCAGGGGACUGCUCCGAAGUUCCACCAAGACUGAGGCUUUCUAUGACUCAAACUGGAGCCUCAGCAAGACUGAGGAUGUUCAAGGCCAGGGCCAGAGAACCAGCAAGGCUGAGGCUGCCCAGGGCAAGAGCCGGGGCAUGAGCUCAACUUCCAGCAAGGCUGAGUCCACCUGGGGACUCAGCCCGAGUGUCAGCAAAACUGAGGUUGGUCAGGACCUCACCUACUAUGAAGCUCUCUGAAGGGACCAUCUAGCCCCUCGCUUCUUGCUGGGGAGGGGAGCAGUUCUACUCACCCCCCAGCACUGGCACUGAGCCAGCUGCCUCCUUCCAGAGCAAUUAAAAGUCUUAGCAAACAGUC
Cercocebus atys (sooty mangabey) is the source of this 3144-nucleotide messenger RNA. It is a transcript of the gene TTC16, whose product is annotated as tetratricopeptide repeat domain 16. NCBI's taxonomy places the organism in Eukaryota, Metazoa, Chordata, Mammalia, Primates, Cercopithecidae. The record is from RefSeq and is a predicted model, not a curated record. Gene Ontology annotation, molecular function: protein binding.